Messenger RNA from Cooperia oncophora, 687 nucleotides. The record is from the annotation of a GenBank genome assembly. NCBI's taxonomy places the organism in Eukaryota, Metazoa, Nematoda, Chromadorea, Rhabditida, Trichostrongylidae.
AUGUAUCAGCAAAUUUUCUUUUUUAUUGCAGUUCGCUCCUCGGGUGGGAGAAAUGUACAGCCAGUUCUAGCAACCAGACCAUCCAGUGCGAAACCAACUCCAACUCAAGCACGGCAAAGACCAUCCGGCCCGACUCCACCACCCGGUGGAAGAAGACUAUCUGGCGAGAAGGCACCGUCUCAAAAAGGUCUGUCCGGGGAGAAGGGACCGUCACGAGGAUCUGGCGAGAAGGCACCGUCUUCAAAAAGUCUAUCCGGCGAGAAAGCGCCUUCUCAAAAAGGACUAUCCGGCGAGUCGAGAUCGUUCCAAGGAGUGCCAUCACGUGGGACACCACCGCCAAACAGGAGAUCAUCAUCUGGUGCAACACCGCAACAGCAGCGGAGACCAUCCAGCUCGAAGCCAACACCUCCUCCAGCAAGUAGGCAGUGUGGCGCAAGACCAACUCCACAGCGACAGGGGAGAGGAUCCAGCGAGGAGAGAACACCAGGUCAGUCACGACUUGUUCAAAAACCGUCGAGUAAGGAGGGCAUGGUCACUCCUGCCCGUUCCGCUGAGAGUAGAGGAACAAGUGCGGCACGAACCCCAACGCCAAUGCGAAAGUGUCCAGUGCCUUACCAUUGCCUCGACACAAAGAAGAAAUCUCCUUCUUUCGCUGUCGGGCGACUUAUUGUAGAAGAUACUGAAUAA